CUAGCAUAAGAGAGAGAACGCUUUUCUCUCUGCAACCUUUAAACACUAAGAAAACUCGCUCGCUCAUUCAUGCUAAAAUCAUCGUCAUCCGCCGGCAGAUCAAAAGCCACCGGGUCAACGACCUCGCUGUCCGGCGGCAGCGGCAAGGACGAGGCCCCAGCCAGCCGCAAGGGGACACGAGAUAUAUGGACGCUCGUCAAGGAGAUGAAGGCGGCGGAGAAGAAGAGCGGUGAAGCGCCCGAUGCACCCAUCGAGAGCACGCUCAUCUUUGUCGGAUCGCGCGGGGCAGGCAAAACCAGUGUCGUGCUGCGGUUUCUGGAUCGAGAUGACCCACCAACACCAACGGUCGGCAUGGAGUACACGUUCGCACGACGCACGCGGGGUGGGAUGAACGCUGUGAAGGAUGUGGCGCAUAUCUGGGAGAUCGCCGGCGGCAUCCGUCUCUCCGAACUAGUCUCAAUCCCCCUCAAGGAAACCAACAUCCACACCUCUACAUUCGUCAUCGUCGUCAAUCUUUCAAAGCCCGCAGAAACAAUCCACACCCUCACCACCCUCCUCCCCCGCCUCCACACAACGACCACUCAGAUCCUCGCCCGCCUCGAAGCCCGCGGGUCAAAGCGGCCCAAGGCGCUACGACAGUUUGCGUGGCGCAAGUUUAUGGGUGGGACAGGAGAGAAGGACGAGAAGGAAAAGGAUGAGAAGGGGCUGCAUCCGGAUAAGGAAUUCCUCAACCCCUCCCUGGUCCCCCUCGUCAUCAUCGGAACCCACUACGACCUCUUCAAAGACAUGGAAUCCGACCCCCGCAAACUCCUCCUGAAAUCCCUCCGCUACCUCGCCCACACGCACGGCGCCUCCCUCCUCUUCACCUCGCCCUCUCCAACCCCCUCUCUCCGCUCCCUGCUCUCCCACCACGCCUUCAAGACCUCCGCGCCCCGCACGCUGUCCACGGACGCCAACAAACCGGUGGUUGUGCUCGCAGGGCAGGACUCGCUCGCUGCGAUUGGCGGGCCGCCCGGCGUGCUGAAGUCCCUGGGCAGGGAGGACGCGGUGGGCGGGGGCCGGGCGCGGGUGGGGUGGGAGGCGUGGAAGAGGGAUGUGGACGGCGUUUGGCCGCCGCCUGGCAACGUGGGGGAUCGGGAGCCGGACGAGCAGGUGGAGGUGGAGGGGGGGAUUGAGGGCGAAGGUGUGGAGGAGGGACGAAGGACGAGGGUGGAGUUUGACAAGUUCCCGGAACCGGCCGUGGAUGCGUUGCGGGCUCAGAAAGAAGAAGAACUCCAAAAACUCAAGCGCGCAAACGACCGCAAACUCAAAGACCUCGCGGCAACCACCACCACCCCAACCACCACCAGCUCCCGUCGCCGAGAAAAAGAAAAAGAAAAAGCACCAGCAAGGACAUCCACCACCUCCGCCCGCCUUAUCCCCGCGCAAUGAGCAAAAACGUAGCGUACGAUGCGGAUGAGUCGAUUGUAAAUACAGUACAUAUAUUACAUAUACACCGACGAGGGACGGAGAAAGGGUGUGGUGGGGAAGCCGCUUUGGGGAAGUAUACGCCGCAAAAUGCUUUCGUGUGCCGUAAGGAUUCCACUUCGUUGCAUCCCCAACGUGUGAUGUUUCCGCAUACGCUUGUGCGG
Messenger RNA from Fimicolochytrium jonesii, 1631 nucleotides. RefSeq lists its product as uncharacterized. The coding region runs from base 70 to 1431 and encodes 453 amino acids. NCBI's taxonomy places the organism in Eukaryota, Fungi, Chytridiomycota, Chytridiomycetes, Spizellomycetales, Powellomycetaceae. Gene Ontology annotation, cellular component: ciliary basal body; axoneme; cytoplasmic dynein complex. The transcript is spliced from 8 exons. Gene Ontology annotation, biological process: intraciliary transport involved in cilium assembly; intraciliary retrograde transport. The record is from RefSeq and is a predicted model, not a curated record. Gene Ontology annotation, molecular function: dynein heavy chain binding.